Molecule: messenger RNA, 1431 nt
Organism: Fomitopsis serialis
Lineage: Eukaryota; Fungi; Basidiomycota; Agaricomycetes; Polyporales; Fomitopsidaceae
Exons: 4
Molecular function (GO): nucleic acid binding
Source: RefSeq, a predicted model, not a curated record
UCCUUCCGAAUUCGACUGCCUCCCCCACUAAAACGUCAGCGGCUUGAGGUCCCUGCUCGUCGGACUCAGCAACUGGCAUUGGAAGCGAAGAAGAACAGUCUUCACAAAGCUCUCACCGAUAUCGAGAAGCUGAUCCGGUCCAAACGCGAUGUCUUCGAAGUCAGCUCAAGCGGACUGCAGGCGUACCGAGCACGGGCGAUCCAAAGUUGCUUGCAGAUGGUGGUCCAUAACAAACGGAAGCUUAUCGAUGCGUCCGAGCGGGCCGCCGAGAGUCAAGGCUUCGCAGCGAAAUGGGGUGGUCGUUUGGUACGGCGCUGGGUACAAGGCUGGUGGAAAACGAGACAAUUGCCAGUGUCGAAGAGGGGCCGACAUGUCAAGGUCUACACCCUCCUCGGCGACCCUUCGAUCUGUGCCGAGAUGCGCUCCUAUGUUCGGUCGAACAAGUGGGCCAUGGAUCCUGCGAAGCUGGCUGAGUUCAGUCAACAGACGAUGGUCCCUGCAGCGGCGGAGGCAUAUGCAAAGCAGAUUGUCAAGCAGGAGAUACCGCAAGGUCUCAAACGUUACCUCGAGCUUGAGCUCUUCCCUCGUAUCCACUUCAAACCCGGCCGUGGCAUCUCACUCCGUACCGCACGCCGGUGGCUUCAUCGGGAAGGAUUCCGCUUCAUGGAGCAUAAAAAAGCAAGCUGGGUAUUGGAGGGCGAGCAGCCUCUGAAGAAGAAGGGCCAAGGUCGUGGAAUGCAUCAGAGCGAAGUCAUAUGCUCGACAGUUGGGUGGCUUACGGAUGCGGGUCAAUCUAUGGAAUAUGGCAAGAAUUAUGAGGGCUAUUGGACGGGUGAGCUCUUUGUGAAGCAGGUACGUCCAGAUCAUACCCUCAUUCUCAAAGAGAAGAUUAUCCCAGUGUUUGAACGUGUGCAUGGGCCGGGAUAUCAGGCCUUGAUCAUGGUGGAUAACUCUCAGGGGCACUCUGCAUAUGCAGAGGAUGCUCUUCUCGUCUCGAGGAUGAAUCUCAAGCCAGGCGGGAAACAGGCACGUCUGCGUGAUGGUUGGUUCAUGCGGGAUGGCCAGCGAGUCCCGCAACAGAUGAAUUUCCCUGCCAAUCAUCGAGACAAUCCGGGCCUUCAAAAGGGAAUACGGCAGUUCCAUUGUGAGCUCAACUUCAUUGAGUUCUUCUGGGGCGCGGUCAAACGCUAUCUUCGGGAGAACUGCGAUUAUACGUUCAACACUCUCAAGGAGAACCUACCGAAGGCAAUGGCUUCUGUCGACAUCAAGACUAUCCGACGAUGGGAACACCGAACUGUACGUUGGACCGAAGCAUACCGAUCAGGGCUGGGGGUGAAGGAGGCACAGUUCGAGGUCAAACGGUUCAGCUCGAAGCGGUACACCUCCCAUAGGCGAGUGCCCGAGACACUUGCGCGCCAGUUUGACAAAUAG